Messenger RNA from Lachnellula hyalina, 414 nucleotides. RefSeq lists its product as uncharacterized. The transcript is spliced from 3 exons. The coding region runs from base 1 to 414 and encodes 137 amino acids. Gene Ontology annotation, molecular function: carbon-sulfur lyase activity. NCBI's taxonomy places the organism in Eukaryota, Fungi, Ascomycota, Leotiomycetes, Helotiales, Lachnaceae. The record is from RefSeq and is a predicted model, not a curated record.
AUGUCUCAUCCAGGGGGAUGUUUCUGCAGCAAGAUUCGCAUGAGCUACUCUGGCGAGCCUAAUGCCCAUGUCCUGUGCCACUGUUUAGAUUGCAGAAAGAUCUCUGGCUCAACCUAUAGCAACAAUCUUGUCGUUCCUGAGGACAACUUCAAGGUCGUCUCUGGCACUCCAAAGACCAUCUCCAAGGUCGCGGAUAGCGGCAAGACUAUCACCUCUCACUUUUGUGGAGAUUGUGGUACCACGCUGUUCCGUACUGGAGAUACUUUCCCAAAUGCUGUCAUCAUCAAAUCUGGCAUAUUGGAUGACCCAGAGUGGCCGAACAAGAAUGUUCCGAAGGGGGAGUUGUUCGCCCCCAAGAGAGUAGAGUGGGUUUCUGCUAUCGAUGGCGCCGCUCAGAUGCCUGCCAUGCCAUAA